CAAUUUUAUCGCCUCAUUCGUUUGCUCACUUGCCCAUGUGAACGUACCGUAAGCUGACGCAUAUUCUUAAAUUUGUUUGCUUUUGAUCAUUAUUCGAAAAAUUUCGUUCGCGAUUGAUUUGAUUGUCAGUAGCGCGUAUAUUGGGCUGAUAUUUCAGAUAGAGCAAGAGAGAAAUACCACCGAACAAAAGAGAUCAAAGCAUGUGAAAUAAUAAAUACAUAUACAAGUUGGCUUUGCGCAAAGAAAGAGCGAACAUCAUCCGAAAAAAAAACAAGAAAUUUCAAGUACCAAAACAUCGCAGUGGCAUUUAUAGCAACCGCAAAAUUAAAUGCAGACUCGUCAUCAUACUGCUGCUGCUGUAUUCGUUCGAAUUAAAGUUAAACAUCAGUUUUAUUCCCUUCAAAUCGCAUUUCAUUUCUACUUCAUUCAGCAACGAUUUAAAUGCGAGAUACGGUUAUAAAAAUUUCGAAAAAUAAAUUAAAUCGAUUAAAAACAUUUGAUUAAUAUUUGUUAUUUGAAAAAGAAAAAGUUGCGUUCUUUUUUUUCUAAUUCAUUUGAAGACAUUGAUUUCUGAGCUAAGUUCAAUUUUGCCAGACGAUUAGUUUUCAUUUUUUGCUCGCGUUACGUUACGCCGUUAUGUUUUGAUUGAAAAAGAGAUUUAUUUGACAUUUAUUGGCUUAAACAAGCUGACACAAAAAGCGCAGUCAAUGCUAAAAUAAGGAAACGCCCCAAAAAGGACAUAAAAAGCUAUACCGCAAUAAUAACAGAAGAAAAAACAGAAAGAGAGAGAAAGAGAGAGAAAGAGAGAGAAAGAGAGAGAGAGAGAGAGAGAGAGAGAAUGUCAACCACAUGAUGAAAUUGUUAACACAAUCAUAAAACCAAUAAUCGGCUAAUCAAAGACAAUUGAAUAUAUCUCAAUUAAAGUGAAGUGUGACUGAAGAAAAAUACCGAAUGCAAAAACCGAAAAACGAGCAUUUUUACCAAAUUUGUAGAAACAAAACGAAGCAAAACGCUAUUGACAACGAAUUGGACAAAUGAUAGCAAUCGGUUACUGGAAUAAAAAACAAACGAAUUUGGGAUUCGUACUAAUCAACCGAAAGGGACGUUAUCGACGAAUAAUCUUACGACUCGAUUGACAUUAGUUUUUGUUCGGUCCAAGUUUACGGUUGCAGUUCACAAAGAAGAGAUUUGAUAUUUUUAGACACGAACGACUCUUGCGGAGGGAAGAAUAAAAAACUACAUGAGUCACUCGAGUAAUCGUAGUAGCAGUACAGAGCGACCUUGUGGGUUAACGGCAUUACUGCCCAUAGGAAUGUCUUGUAGAGGUCGUGCGGAAGCAUUUGCUCGAAGCCUUCAAUCACGUCUUCGUACAUUGGGAACACAGUCCAACGAAUCGACACCGAUCACAUCCGGAAAUACAGGCACGGAAAAUAGUUGGUUGAAUUCAGGUUCAUACACACAAGCUUCAGCAAAUGUGACCAAUCAUCAGCCAGUGGCGACCGGCAACGGUAUACACGAUGUAGCCGAUUCAUAUUUUGACUUUGAUAUACCAGGCAGUCCAGUCGACGAAGGCGAAUAUGCACGUCUAAUCAAUACAUCAAACACAUCAACGGCAACACCUCAAGAAAAUGCACCCGAAUCGGGUUACGUGUGCGCUUCGCCAAUUUCAUCCGUGGAUAAUAACAUUGGCACAGAGCACAGUGAUAGUUCGUCAACGGAUGAUCCAUUUUUUGAUCCAGAAUGUUCGGAUAAUGAACAGCGAUCGACUUCACUUAGUUGCGAUUAUUAUGAUUGUGAUGAUUCGAAAAAAGAUGUAAAUGCCAAAUGGUCACCACAUCAAGAAGAAGAGCAACAACAACAACGAGAGCCACCACCAUCAUCGUCACCCCCACCAACAAAUCAACAUCAGGAACAUCAACAGCAAUACAAUGGUUUCGAUGGCGAUAAAAGUACCGAAUCUCUUCCAGAUACACUGACUCAUUCAACCGUCACUACCUCAAAGUCGCUGGUCACGGUCGGCAAUGAUGCGGAUGUGACUGAUUUUUGUGCGUCGCCACAAUUGUUGAACGAAAAUAAUCGAAAUGGUGGCGAACAUCACACAUCCAAUGCCAAAGACAUGCCCGAUCAGAAUCAUGUGGCCAUUCAACUCGAACGCACAAAUAGUAUUAGUACAAAUGAAACAGUUCAGCAUGGUGUGGAUGUUCGCGAAAUACCAAAGUACGAUCCAAACACACCGAAAGAAUCGCUCACCGUCGACCACUAUGUCAAUGGUCAUUCGUCCGAGGAGGAGGACGAGCCAGUACCACGUUCCGAGCGUUUUCGUCGUUCGUCAUCGUUAAAAACGGGAAAAACGCCGCCAGGAACGCCAGGUCGAAAGAAAAUCGUCCGUUUUGCCGACGUAUUGGGUUUGGAUUUGGCCGAUGUGCGAACCUUUUUAGAUGAAAUACCGAAAGUUCCAAAAUCAGCAUUCGACGAAUUGACCAUUGCUCCCGAGCCACCAAUUUCGUUGGGUCAACGCUUAGACAAGAUUAUUGUACCACUGUUUCAACAGCCGGGAGCAUCGCCAAAUUUUUUGGAUAUCGUUCAGAUUCAAAAUGUUGCAAUGGAAAAUGCAGCCGUCACCGAUCCCAUUUGCCUUACCAUAACCGGACUCGUACGCGUUCGAAAUCUUGACUUCCAUAAAUCGGUACACAUUCGCUAUUCGCUGGACGCAUGGAAAACUUAUUCCGAUCUGCAGGCAGAAUAUGUGCCCAAUUCGUGUGAUGGUUUCUCGGAUAAAUUCACAUUCACCGUAUUCGGUAAUUCAAUGGAAAUCGGGCAACGCAUCGAAAUUGCCAUUCGAUUUUCGUGCAAAGGUGAACAAUUUUGGGACAGUAACCAUGGUGUUAACUAUUGUUUUCAAUGUAUGCCGGCCACAACGCCACAAUUACAAACAAGCAUAAACAAUGUUCAAACCGAAAAUAAUCCACAUCAUCAUGUCCACCUACACGAUUCAUGGUGCGGCUCAUCGUUUUACUAACAUUCAAUCGGUCACAAAAUAGAUGAGAUUGAGCGAGCUUCAGUCGAAACGUUUGCUUUCCUAUUUUUACGGUGCAUUCGAUUUAAAUCAUGACAGAAUGGCCAAUUGAAAACAAUUGAGACAAAAAUAAAAACAAAAACAAAAACACACACACAAACAAAUAAACAAAACAUUAAAUACGACGCAAGAGAUACUAAAGAUAACAAAGAAAUUCAACAAAGAGCUGAGCUCAUUUUAAAUAAGAAUUGUUAUGGCUGGAAUGUUACAACUAGCCAUUUGAAAUAUCUAAUAAUUGAAGUGAAUAUAUGAAGAGAAUGAGAAGAAAUAAAAACCAAAGUCAUGGUUCUAGUUUUUUAUGUAAUAUUUGUAGGUAAAUAUGUCUAUUGAAACAGUAGUGAAUUCAACCAGCGAAAUUGAACAACUUCAAACAAUAAAUAGAAACAGUGAGAACGAGAGGGAGAGAGUGAAGGAGAAUGGAAAGAAAAACACACAGUGUUGCACAUAAAUAAUAUCAAAGUCAAUUAGUUUAGGUAGAAUUUUUUGCGUUGUGAUAUCGAACAUCAUGAGAGUAUUGUGAUAUAUACUGUACUGUCGAUGACUGGCACACGAUCGACUUACAAAAUUACACAACAACACUUUCCUGAUUUUUCGAUAUAUAUAUACACACACACACACACACUUGGGCAUACAACUUGCCAAAUAAUAUUAGGUGAUAUUGAAAACAAUGAAACUAGUUGUCAUGCAAUCGUUGCGAUUUAUAUAUAUAAUAGUAUAUAUAGAAAACAAAGCAAAUAUCGAGAAUUUUAACAGCAAGUUUACCAAAGGAUAAACUUCAAAUGCUGAAGAAACAAAAGAAUUGUACUCCAUAUAAUGAAUAUGGAUUUUAACAUCGAAUGAUGACAUGUGUACAGAAUGAAAUCUAAAUAUAUUUUAAUCAAAUUUACAAAUUAUGGGAAGAAAAAUAAAAAAAAUAAAAAUAAACAAAUUUAAAGAAAAGAAAAUUGACUAUGGAACAGUGGAUCAACAACAACAACAAGAAGAAGAACGACAAAAAAAAUGGAAAAAUGAGAUAAAAGUUAUUGUUACUAUUGCCAAAAAAAUAAAACAAUCUGAACAAAUAGCGCA
Molecule: messenger RNA, 4144 nt
Organism: Sitodiplosis mosellana (orange wheat blossom midge)
Lineage: Eukaryota; Metazoa; Arthropoda; Insecta; Diptera; Cecidomyiidae
Gene: Gbs-76A
Product: glycogen-binding subunit 76A
Exons: 4
Coding region: 1241-3019 (592 amino acids)
Biological process (GO): regulation of glycogen biosynthetic process
Cellular component (GO): protein phosphatase type 1 complex
Molecular function (GO): protein phosphatase 1 binding; glycogen binding
Source: RefSeq, a predicted model, not a curated record